AUGACCAGCCUGGUUGGCCCGAUACGCCGGAGCAUCACGGCUUCGUCGGCCCUAAGAGCUCCUGGCUUCGCCUAUAUCGUCUCUGUAUCUUCCGAAUACUUCGGGACUGACGAUGCGCUUGCCGAGGAUACCCGUCAGCAUCAGUGCCGCGGCCUAUGUGUUUGCCGCCGGAGGCCUGCUGUCGGGUCAGAAAACUACCCACGUCAUGACGGCUGCCCGAUGCCUUUGUCCACCGUUAACUGGGUACUCACGACUUACAUGGACCACGGCAGCAAGCGUGGCUUCCCGAGAAUCAAGAAGCUCUCCUACAGGCCCCGUUUGCCGUCAGCCGCCCCGGAAUGA
This is a messenger RNA of Colletotrichum destructivum, 342 nucleotides long. RefSeq lists its product as uncharacterized. The transcript has 3 exons. The record is from RefSeq and is a predicted model, not a curated record. Bases 1 to 342 code for a protein of 113 amino acids. NCBI's taxonomy places the organism in Eukaryota, Fungi, Ascomycota, Sordariomycetes, Glomerellales, Glomerellaceae.